CAUUUACAUAUUUUGUUCGAUUUCCAAACACAUAUUAUAUGUUUACCAAGCAAAAAUCUAUCAAAAUGUUAGGCUCGAAGUAUUUGUAUUGAAGACUUUCCAAGAUUCUUCUUCCAAGAUUAUUUUAGCAUUUUUGCAAUUUUUUGUUCAAUCUUGACCCUUGGCAUUGAUCCCGAGCUACAACGGAAAUAAAAAAUAAUACAAAAAUAUGUAAUUAGUCAGUGUAAUAAGACUUGUAAACAAAAUUCCGUGUUGAAAACGCAAGACAAGUUCAGGACGGGGCAGGAAUCUAGCUCACGUCAUGGCUGAUAAGGACAAGGACAAGGACAAGGGCAAGGGCAAGGAGAAGGAGAAGCCCACCGGACAGGAUGCAGAAAAGUAUACCCAAGAUGGAGAUAUAGCCACAUGGCGCAGGACCCGCUGCUUCGUCCUAUUGAUGCUCUUCCUGGGAAUGGCCAAUGCCUAUGUGAUGCGAACGAAUAUGUCGGUGGCGAUUGUGGCCAUGGUGAAGAGGAAUACGGGCGAGGGUGAGUUCGACUGGAGCUACAAGCUGCAGGGCUAUAUCCUGUCAAGCUUCUUCUACGGCUACGUGAUAACCCAGAUCCCGUUCGGCUUCCUCAUCAAGUACUAUGGUGCCAAGCACUUUCUCGGCUGGGGCAUGAUGAUCAAUUCGGUGGCCGCCUUUCUGGUGCCCAUCUCCGCCCGGGCCGGCGGCUACAUCGGCCUCUGUUGCGUUCGGUUCAUCCAGGGCCUGGGCGAGGGACCCAUCGUGCCCUGCUCCCAUGCCCUGCUGGCUCACUGGACGCCACCCGCAGAGCGAUCUCGUGCGGGUGCCAUUGUCUAUGCCGGUGCCCAGUUUGGAACGAUCAUAUCGAUGCCGUUGAGCGGCCUCCUGGCGGAGCACGGCUUCGAUGGUGGCUGGCCCUCGAUCUUCUAUGUCUUUGGGGCAGUCAGCACCGUUUGGUGUAUCUUCUUUCUGUGGUUGGUGGCCGAGAAUCCGGAGAAGAGCUCUCGGAUAUCGGCUGCGGAGCGACAAUACAUCUUGGAUUCCAUUUGGAAGGCUCAGCCGGAGGAUGCCGCUGGACCAAUGCCAUACCUCAAGAUCAUUCGAGCGAUGCCCUUCUAUGCGAUCCUGGUGGCCCAUGCCGGACAGAACUAUGGCUACGAGACGCUGAUGACGAUGCUGCCGACCUACAUGGACACGGUCCUAAAGGUGAACAUCCGGGAGAAUGGCUUCGUGUCGGCGCUGCCGUAUGUGGCCAUGUGGCUGCUGGCCAUGGUGUUUGGCUUCGUGGCCGAUUGCCUCAUCAAGCGGUCCUUCUCCGUCACCAUAACCCGCAAAAUGAUGAACAGCAUCGGGCAGUAUGGCCCAGCCCUGGCCCUCAUUGCAGUUAGCUUCGUCCAUCACAAUCUCAUCCUCACCUGUGGGGUGUUCGUGCUCGGCCUUGGCCUCAACGGCGCCAUUUAUUCGGGCUUCAAGAUCAAUCAUCUGGAUAUAUCGCCCCGAUAUGCCGGCCUGCUGAUCGCCAUUACCAAUUGUUGUGCCAAUCUGGUGGGUCUGACGGCUCCGAUGGUCGCCGGACAUGUAAUCCACAACGGGCCCACGGUGGAGAACUGGAGAAUCGUGUUCUAUAUAUCAGCCGGUGUGUUCAUUUUCUGUGCUACCUUCUACAAUAUCUUUGCCACUGGCAAGUUUCUGUGGUAGAAAGAAACAAUUCCCCAUUGUAUUUUAAAUCUUGCGACACUAAUGUCAUAAUAAAUAAAUGUAAAUUAAUUGUAUGUUAA
Drosophila ananassae is the source of this 1785-nucleotide messenger RNA. RefSeq names its product putative inorganic phosphate cotransporter. Gene Ontology annotation, biological process: monoatomic anion transport; transmembrane transport. The coding region runs from base 302 to 1705 and encodes 467 amino acids. Gene Ontology annotation, molecular function: transmembrane transporter activity. NCBI's taxonomy places the organism in Eukaryota, Metazoa, Arthropoda, Insecta, Diptera, Drosophilidae. The record is from RefSeq and is a predicted model, not a curated record. The transcript has a single exon.